This is a messenger RNA of Synchiropus splendidus (mandarinfish), 855 nucleotides long. RefSeq names its product peptidylprolyl isomerase Fb (gene ppifb). Gene Ontology annotation, cellular component: mitochondrion. Gene Ontology annotation, biological process: regulation of mitochondrial membrane permeability involved in programmed necrotic cell death; protein folding; protein peptidyl-prolyl isomerization. Gene Ontology annotation, molecular function: peptidyl-prolyl cis-trans isomerase activity. The transcript has 6 exons. Bases 106 to 687 code for a protein of 193 amino acids. NCBI's taxonomy places the organism in Eukaryota, Metazoa, Chordata, Actinopteri, Syngnathiformes, Callionymidae. The record is from RefSeq and is a predicted model, not a curated record.
GUUGUACUACCGGUGAAUUAUAUAAGCACUUCCUGGACAUCGCCGCGGCGUGACUUUGGAGGUUGUACGUGUCUGACUCUGCCUGCUGUUGCACGGAGGCUCAACAUGUUGCUCCUGUCGAACAGAGUCAAGUUUUGCUCCCUAGCCUUCACAGCGGCGCGCAUGUACAGCAGCGGACCCGUGGCAGCGAACCAGAACCCCACCGUGUUUUUUGACAUCAGUGCAGACAACGAGCCUCUGGGCAGAGUCACCUUCGAGCUCAAUGCUGAUGUUGUGCCCAAGACUGCAGAGAACUUCAGAGCUCUGUGCACUGGAGAACAUGGAUUUGGAUACAAGGGAUCAAUUUUCCACCGGGUCAUCCCACAGUUCAUGUGUCAGGGCGGAGACUUCACCAACCACAAUGGAACCGGAGGGAAGUCGAUAUAUGGGUGGAAGUUCCCUGAUGAGAACUUCAAGCUGAACCACACUGGACCUGGGAUUUUGUCCAUGGCCAAUGCUGGGCCCAACACAAACGGAUCUCAGUUUUUCAUCUGCACUGCUAAAACCGAGUGGCUCGAUGGCAGACACGUUGUUUUUGGCAGCGUGAAGGAGGGAAUGAACGUGAUCAAGAGAGUGGAGGCUCUGGGUUCUCGGAAUGGUCGGACCUCCAAGAAGAUCACAAUCACAGACUGUGGGGAGCUCAAGUGAAAUGUCAAAGCUGCCCUCAAGUCGUCUACUGCUGCAAUUCAAGUCUGUCUGGGGAAAAAAACCAACCUCAUUGUGACAAAUCUCUACGGGUAACCACUAACACCCUCAGCUGUGUAGGGAUAGAAAAUGUGAAUUUGAAAGUAAAAUACUUGAGAAAAAUCUACAAUA